This is a messenger RNA of Bradysia coprophila, 1478 nucleotides long. RefSeq names its product multiple inositol polyphosphate phosphatase 1-like. The record is from RefSeq and is a predicted model, not a curated record. NCBI's taxonomy places the organism in Eukaryota, Metazoa, Arthropoda, Insecta, Diptera, Sciaridae. Gene Ontology annotation, molecular function: acid phosphatase activity; inositol phosphate phosphatase activity.
ACUGCAAAGUGUAGAAGAAAAAGUUUUCAAAACGAAAAUGAUAAAAGUUUUAAUUUUUCUUAUUUGUGCUGUCUCCAUCGGACUUGCUGAUCCAAACUAUUGUUUUUCGUCGGAUCCACUUCGAUUGAGACUUCAUUUAAACAAAUAUUCUGUGUUCACUGCGUACGAUGUCGUACGUGGAACGUUCAACCCAGCAACAUCAACUUGCACUCCAUCAAAGUUUUGGUUUUACACUCGUCACCCUUCUCGCCUUCCUUUCAAUGAAGAAAUUGGAAGAAUUCGAAACAUUCAACCACAAGUCGAAAAUAUUAAAGCGGCCAGAAGUGCUGGACAGGGAACUCUUUGCCAGCAAGAUUUCGAUUUAAUUGACACAUGGAAUUUCGAUCCGAACAUAACAGCUGAAUACGAAACUUUACUAACUAUAUCCGGAUCGAACGAAAUGAAAGAAAUAGCUCAACGAUUUCAACAGGCCUUUCCUACCCUUUUGCCAACGACGUAUAAUCGAACACACUUUGUCUUCAAAAGAACAGCACCCGAACGUUCCGAAGCUACUGUCAAAGCAUUUUCAGAUGGAUUAUUCGGUGAUUAUGAACAAAUAUUUAUAGAACCAACACCCGAUCCAGAUAUGCUUUUGAGACCUCAUGAAGCAGACUGUUUACUCUUCGAUGAAGCUAGUGUUAGAUCAGCUGUGGAGCAAGCUGCGUUUAUAAAUGGACCGCAUUUCCAAAACAUGUUGAAUCGCGUUAAUGAUAAACUGGGCCUUACCGGAAAUCAACGUUUGACUGAGAGACAAGUUCGCACUCUUUGGGAGAUCUGUUAUUAUGAGCAAGCCUGGAAUAUGUCAGUUCCAGCACCAUUUUGCGGCACUUUUUCGUUGGAUGACCUCUUGAUUUUGGAAUACUUGGAGGACCUUCACUUCUACAUCGACUGGGGUCAUGGUGGUCCACAACUUCUUUUCGAAAAUUUGAAUUGUGGAGUCAUUCAAGAGCUUCUGGACUUUAUGGACAACGAUGGUGGAGAUGAUCGCGUUCGACUAUAUGUGUCACAUGCCGACCACUUCCAAUUUCUUUUGGUAGCACUGCGCGUUUUCGGAAACGAUGAACCGUUGACUGCGGCAAAUUAUAAUCAACAGGCCAAUCGAGAAUGGAAAUCUUCUAUUAUCUCACCAAUGGCUACAAAUAUUGCUGCGAUUCGUUACGAUUGCCCUGGAGGCGAUAACGACAUCUUAUUCUUGAUAAACGAGCAACCGCUGGUUAUUCCUGGAUGUCAAUCAAAUGGUCUCUGCAAGGUCAGUUUUAUUCGACAACGUUAUGGAAGAUUCAUUGGCGCCAAUUGCACCGUUAUUUCAUGCAGUGAAACCUCGUUCGCAGUUACUAGCUUCCAAUCGAACACGAUAAUUUUUGCAACACUUGCCUUCCUGAAUAUCUUCAUUUUGUUUUGGAAAUAGAAAGAAUAAUUUCCUAAUUCUGUUUCGGAAU